AUGGCGCAGAGCGGCCCCAGCGUGACGCUCUCCCUCACGCUGCCCAUCACCUGCCACAUCUGCCUGGGCAAGGUGCGUCACCCAGUCAUCUGUGUCAACAACCAUGUCUUCUGUUCCAUUUGUAUUGACGUGUGGCUAAAGAACAAUAAUCAGUGUCCAGCUUGCAGGAUUCCUAUCACACCUGAAAAUCCCUGCAAGGAAAUUAUAGGAGGAACAAGUGAAAGUGAUCCUGUGUUUAGUCCAACAGUCAGAAAACACCUGCGUAAAACYAGACUUGAAUUACUGCACAAAGAGUAUGAGGACGAAAUAGAAUCCCUGCAAAAAGAAGUGGAAGAUCUGAGGGGUAAAAACCUCGGUUUACAGACACAGCUGAAGUCUCUCCUGGAUCCUACAAUGUCAUCCUUAUCUUGCCAAAGUGAGGAAACUAGCCAGUCACCAGAUGAAACAAGUACCACUGGCCCAGAGACCCUGGAGGAAUGGAGCAAAAAGCUGAAAGCUGCCAAUGAUAUAUGUGAAAAAGUGAUAGAUAAUGUGGAAAAGUUGAAGGAGGCAAAUAAGAAACUGAGCAUGGAAAACAAUAGCCUUUUAAGAGAGAAUUUGCGACUAAAAGCUGAAGUUGAUAGUAGAUCACCCCAAAAGUUGGGCCGGUUCACGGUCGCUGCCCUUCAGGCCAAAGCGGAGCAGAGCGAGCGCGAGCUGAGCCGCCUGCAGAAGGCGCUGGAGAGGAGCGACAAGUACAUAGAGGAGAUGGAGUGUCAGCUCCAGCAGCUGAAAAGCGCCGGCCAAGCGAGCGCCGGGAGCCAGGGAGCCCUUCCCAGCGAGGCCAAGGAAGCGGAGGGCGUCGGGGAAGACUCGGGCCGGUUGGAAAACCGGGCUGAGUGUGGGACCACAGAUGGUCCCGAAAGGCUGGAGCAGCAGCUGCCGGCUGGCGGGACGUGUUCAAGCUCCUCCAGCCAAGAUGGGUCGAAUGGUGGGUCUAAGGCACAGGGUGCUGCGCAGAAGGAGCUGUUCCCAGGGUGUCAGGGGGUUCUCCUGGAUGAAGGCCCUGCGGAUAUGGAGGCCUGCUUAGAACAGCAGUGGAAUAAGAGAGAGGAGCGUAGCCCCUUUAAGGAUGAAGAGCUUUACGAGCUUCCAGCACCGUGCACCCCCUUUCUGUCUCUUAGUCGCCUGCACUUGAACACCCCUGAUGGGAAAGAAAACGCAAAGAAAUCAUCAUCCUUUCUGAGAAAACUGAAAUUUGAGGAGUUCUGCGACACCUCGGAUGGCUGCAGCAAAGAUGCUCCAGAACACAGCACGAGCAGCUGUGAGAGCGAGAAGAAGCUGAACUGUUUCACCACAGGAAAAUCAGGCUUUUGGGGGGCCUGCCCAGCAAACUUUGCUGAGAACUUAGAUUUUGAUGAAUCGGAAGAAAACACCAUGGCUAGUCAGUCCACUGAAAGCCCAGCCAAAGCCAGCGAUAAAGCAAGUUCGUGUUUGCCCAAGAAGCUACAUGCUGUCUGCUCCUCCGAGAUGAACCGCACGAGAACCUCCAGUGAGGCCUCCAUGGACGCUGCCUACCUCGAUAAAAUUUCCGAGCUGGAUUCGAUGAUGUCCGAAUCAGACAACAGCAAGAGCCCGUGCUACAAUUUCAAGUCCUCCGAGCUUGAGAAUUCUUCAAAGGCAACCGAAUGCUCUAAGCUUCUGAACGAGACGGAGAAGAAAGUGGAAGAGAUGGAGGAGGAGCAGAGCAUGAAGAGUCUGGAGGCAAGUGACCCACCAGGUGACAGGGCUGGCUGGAAACCUGCCAUGUUUUCCCUUCUCUCCCCGUCCGAGCUGGAUAUGAACGACCACUUCCCGCUCUUCGCAAGCCAGAACGUAGCGGCUGAUGACAUCAAACCUCCCACCUGCUUGUUUCAGAGGGAGUUUUCCCACAGUUUGCUCUUCAGCAACUCGCAGAGGCUCUUUGAGGAACAGAAGUUUGGUCCCUGCUUUUUAAAGACUGACCUGAACAAUCAGCUCAACGCGCCUUGGGUUUCUCCCUUCCUUCCCGAAAGGAAAAAUAAAAAUGCGAGCCAGUCGACCAAGAGGAAAAUUCCGAGCAGCCUUUCUAGUGCCAGUCCCUCCAAAACUACCAAAAACUGAGUCUGCUCCGAAAUGAAACGUGACUGAAGACAACUGAAAAGUUGUCGACCUGCGGAUGCUUCGGAUUUCCCAAGUGAACUUCAUUUUUAAUGAUUUCCAUACAAUCCAGUCCUGUCUUUUUUGACCACAUGAAAACUGAAUGUUCCCUUUGCCCUGAUAAGCCCUUUUCCUAGGGCAGAACCAUUCCAGAUUCUCUUCUUUGCCACGGCAUUUUGUUUACUUGGGUAUAUGGGGGUUUGGGGCGGGGCGGGGGGGGGUUGUUUUCAGUUGAGGUAACCUUCCAGAUGUGAGCUGAGCUUAACAGCUUCCUUAAAUAGGAUGGGUUUAAGUGCUCUUGUCACACAAGUCAUUUAUGGUGGGGGGGAACUCGUUUUAAAGGUGGUGCUUCCCACUCCUGACUGUUACCUGUCCUGCACGGCAGCCACCAUCAUUUAUACCAUCAUUGCAUGGAACUGCUGUAAAACACUGACAAUUUUGCCAUAAAACCUGUCUGCCAGAGAAAAUGUUGCUGCUUGGGCUCUUCCAUCGCCCUGAACUGUGCUGCAACUCUUGUUUUAAGCAGAUAGGAAGUAGCAGUCUCUUUCUCUUCGGGGUUACAGCACUUGGGUUAGAGGAUGGCUCUUAAGGUUGCCAACAGGGCUUGUAUUUUUGGA
Nothoprocta perdicaria is the source of this 2774-nucleotide messenger RNA. RefSeq names its product ring finger protein 219 (gene OBI1). Lineage: Eukaryota; Metazoa; Chordata; Aves; Tinamiformes; Tinamidae. The transcript has 6 exons. Gene Ontology annotation, biological process: regulation of DNA replication; protein monoubiquitination. The coding region runs from base 1 to 2121 and encodes 706 amino acids. Gene Ontology annotation, molecular function: ubiquitin-protein transferase activity. The record is from RefSeq and is a predicted model, not a curated record.